Penicillium diatomitis is the source of this 237-nucleotide messenger RNA. RefSeq lists its product as uncharacterized. The transcript has a single exon. The record is from RefSeq and is a predicted model, not a curated record. Bases 1 to 237 code for a protein of 78 amino acids. Lineage: Eukaryota; Fungi; Ascomycota; Eurotiomycetes; Eurotiales; Aspergillaceae.
AUGAAAUUGGUGAACCUCACUGAGAACGCGAAUAGUAAAUGUCGGCUCUGUGAGAAGAUUGAAACCAAACUUCGUCGACGAAGCGCCGAAAUUGAUCGUUUGGAGCGAUGGAAGAGGGAGGGAUCCAACCUCGUAGCCUCGAUUGACCAUUGCCACAAACUCAUCAUGGAGCUCGACAAGGAGAUCAUGGGCUUGCAACGCGAGCGCGAGGACCGUCGGCGCACAUUGCUGAGGUAG